ACCCCGGCCGCGCAGGACGCCGCGCGCAGCCCCGCCGGCCCGGCCCGGCCCUGCCCUGCCCUGCCCCGCGCGGGCGGCGCGAUGUGAGGUCCCGAGGGCCCGGCGUCCCCGGCCCGCCAGCUCCGCGCAGCGCCCGCGCCAGCAUGCGCUAGGAACCUGUUGUGGUGAUCGAAGGCGAGGACCAGCAGUCAGCUCAUCUCUGUGUCUCCCACACCAGAGCCUGGCACACACCCGUCCGCAGACGCCAGGCUCCAGGACGAGAUGGCAGCCAAGCAGCCCCCACCUCUCAUGAAGAAGCACAGCCAGACGGACCUCGUGAGCCGCCUGAAGACCCGCAAGAUCCUUGGCGUGGGCGGGGAGGAUGACGACGGGGAGGUGCACCGCUCCAAGAUCAGCCAGGUCUUGGGCAACGAAAUCAAGUUUGCUGUUCGGGAGCCCUUGGGGCUGAGGGUCUGGCAGUUUGCUUCUGCUGUGCUCUUCUCCGGCAUUGCCAUCAUGGCCCUCGCCUUCCCUGACCAGCUCUACGAUGCAGUCUUUGAUGGAGCCCAGGUGACCAGCAAGACCCCCAUCCGCCUCUACGGAGGUGCCCUCCUCAGCAUCUCCCUGAUUAUGUGGAACGCUCUCUACACGGCUGAGAAGGUUAUCAUCCGAUGGACUCUGCUCACUGAAGCCUGUUACUUUGGGGUCCAGUUCUUGGUGGUCACUGCCACGCUAGCCGAGACGGGCCUCGUGUCCUUGGGGAUCCUGCUGCUCCUGGCCAGCCGCCUCCUUUUUGUCGCCAUCAGCGUUUACUACUAUUACCAAGUCGGCCGGAAACCCAAGAAAGUCUAGCCACUCGCUGGGCCAGGGGCCCCUGUGGGGCAGGGAGGUCCCGGGGCCCCGGAUUCCCUCUGGCCCCUGGAAGGCAGGAAGGACCCUGCCCUGCGCCAGGCCUGCCCCAGGCAGGCGCGGCUGACCGCCUUCCUUUCCUCCUGGGCACCCCCAAAUGCUGUGAUCUCCUGGACUUUCGGGUUUGGGGAGGGACAGGGCCUUGGGACCUCUGUUCUUCACCUCACACAGUACCGCCUCCUUUUCUCGGGUCUCUUGGCCUCUGGAUCCCCUGGAUAGAUGCCUACGGAAGAGCUUGAGUCAUAGGGUCUUAGGCUAAGGCGAGGCUCCUGCUGCUUCUGCCAGGAGGCCCUUCUUUCGUUUGGGAGAGGUUGCACCGCCCCCCUGCCCUCCCUGCACCCCCACCCGAUCUAGUGCCCACACAGCUGAACGUGGCUUCCGUGUACACCUGGAAAACCUGAGAACUCGACCCCAGACUCCUCAGUGUGGGCCCUCCCCAGCUGCCGGAGCUGCCCCCUGCCCCUAAGCGCACAUCCUUGCCUUUCCCACGGCCUAGCCGCGGGGCUGACGGGGGGGAGGUUGUCUUUGAGCUGGCAACUCCCUUUGCAGCCUGUCUGUGAGGUGGGCCACCUGUAGCCAGAGCCUGGGCCCGGCCCCCAAGCCCGGCCACCACGGGCUGUUUCCCAGGGCCUUGCUUGAGGCUGCUCCGGCCCCUGGGGCUCCUCGGGUCCCUCCACUGGCCUGGGUCCAGAGGCCGCCAGCAGCCUCACCACAGGCUGGCCCUGGCAGUGAGCGCAGAAAGCACCCUAUGGAGGCCCCUGUGGGGUUUGAGAUGAGGAAGGAGAAACAGUGGCACUUCCUUGUCCCUUGUCCUUCAGGGUCUGCUGUCUGCUUGGCUCUGCUCCCUCGCCUACCCUCACCCUCUCCCUGGGGUGCAGCCCCCAAGACCUGGUGGGGUAGGACUGGGUGCCCUUCAAACUCAGCAGGAGAAAUAAAUAGAGAUAUUUCGGCAGGCUACUUCUCAUGUCCCCCACCGCGAGUGCCCUGGAGGAGGCGAAGAAGCGGCUCCCUCAGAGCUGCAGACCCCCUGCCUGUGCGCCCCCAUAGCUGUCCCUUCCCAGGCCCCUUCCUUCCAGGACACAAGUAGGCACACCUGGAGUGGUGGCCCUCCUGGGGACAGGCCUGGAGAAAGGCAGCCAGGCCGCACCCUCGAUUCUCGCCUAGGAGUAGUGUGGUCAGCGGGGCGAGACAGAUGGUCCUGAGGGAACCUUGCCCACAUGGGGCCGGCUGUCCCCACAGCCACAUGCUUGGUGCCUGGCAGAGCAGUGGUCUCGCUGCUGUUGCACAGCUGAGGGGAGAGGCCCAAUGGGUCGGGUGCCCACGGCUGUGCCGCUGGUGACCGGCUGAGCAGAAGGGAACCUGCUCACCAAGGAAAGGCUGGGCUCUGUCCUGACCCCCGACCCCUGCCUCUUCCGUCUGCGCCUCCCCCCAGAAUCCAGCUGCUUGCUGACAAGCCCUGGCCAGGUGGGGCACCCACCACUACCUUUGGGAGUUGGGGUUGGUGGCUGGCGUCCUGUCCAUCUGAUCCAGGCCUUUAAGGCCUGGCUCAUCCUCUGAUGGGUGAUGGGUGGUUUGUCCUAGUCACCGGUGGGCAUGGUGGGCUGGUGCCCCUGGGUGGCUGGCAGGGAAGUAGGAAGUGUGGGCUUAGCAGUCGGGCUCUGGGUGAGGCACUUGCUGGAGCCAAGCAGUCUCACCCCUGGCGGGAGUGGACUGGGGUGGGCUGGGCAGGUGGGAGGGCCGCCCGGCCUUGCCCCUUGGUGGUAGCGAGGGCCUGCUGGCAUGGCGCUGUCGUGACGUUCCGUGCUGCUUGCUCAGCCAUCGGAGGUGGGCCCAGAGGGAGGGGGCCUGGCAAGCAGACGUAGUCUGGGGAGCUGGCUGGGCUGGUGGGGAAUGAAGGCCACGAGCCAUUGCUGUGAAGGAGGCAGUGACAACAGGGAGGGGCACCCACAUGUCUCCCGAAGAAGGCCCAGCUCUCCAUCCUGAAGGUUUGGGAAGACUCCUCCCACCCUCUCCCCCGCCCAUCACCUUCUAUCCUCAUCCCCAGAGCCCAGCACCCUCUGCCCACUUCUCGCCUCAUCCCUGCACCCCCUCCACCCUCACCCCAAGCAAGACCACCUUUCUUCACAGUCACUAUUUAUUCUUUGUUCCUUCUUUUUGUAAGAAACAGUCACAAAAACCAGUGCAAAACCAUCA
Canis lupus familiaris (dog) is the source of this 3081-nucleotide messenger RNA. RefSeq names its product tumor protein p53 inducible protein 11 (gene TP53I11). Bases 262 to 831 code for a protein of 189 amino acids. Lineage: Eukaryota; Metazoa; Chordata; Mammalia; Carnivora; Canidae. The transcript has 8 exons. The record is from RefSeq and is a predicted model, not a curated record.